AAUUUUCGGAGAGAGGGAUCAUAUGAUCGCGAGUGGUUUGAGGCUUUAUCUCUAUUUCUUGUCCAAGCAUUGUCUUUCGGGCCCACGGAAAGCCGGAUGAUGGAUCAUCCUAUCGGCACCGGCGCAAGCGCAAGGAAGGGGCUUUUUUCCUCUAGUUUGGUACUUCGGCUGUUCAAGUCAACACGGGUUGAUACAGAGAACGACGCAUCCACUUGUCGCUGGAACACGCAGUUUCUGCGCCGAGAGCUGAAAGAAAAACAUGGGAAAAAAAAUGCGGUGAAGAAAAUGUAGCUGGAGAAACUGUGCCUAAAUAGCGGGAAUGGGGCUUUACACAGUCACUCACGUGAGCUCGCUCUAGAUCACGACAGUGGCCUUGUUGCAUGGAUGGGAAGCUUUUCGGCAAGUUGUUCCGCCUCUCGUUUCGAUGUUUCCUGUGCUUCCUGUGUUUUUUAUAUUUUCUUUGGCAAAGGACAGAGCCUUGAGUUGAAUCGUGUAUGUGUGCAUGAGAGCUAGGCUGGUAGUUUCUGACUCUUUUAGCUUUACGUCUGCGGUGCUCAUACACAGUGUGUUGUGUUGUUUCUUUCGCCUUUCCAGUGAGUGUUGUGCUUGGACUUCAUCCCUUAGUCAAUUUUUUGGCAGCUGCAAGCCAGUUCAUAAUUUCUUAUCUUGCAGAGUCACGCGGGUUGCAGCAUAAAAUAGUGGCGUUGUAGUGACCAGAGAAGGGCCAGUGGUGAACUUCAUGGCCAGAGGGCCAAAGACUAAUGUUCCCAGAGGGGUUUUUAUCUGCAGCACAGAUGCACACAACACUUUCACAAACGCUGCCUACCAAAACAUGACAGGAUGCUCCCAAGAGGAGUUGCUUGGUCUGAGAUGGGUCGAACACGUUCAUCCAGAAGAUCUUCAGGAAGUUUGGGAUCAAGCAAUCACACUGCGGGAGGGAGGAUUGAAUGUCGAGUUCAGGCUGAUACACAAAAAUGGCAGCUGGAGAUGGGUGAAUUGCCAAUCAGUGGACAUGCCAGGUUGUUUUGAGAACGAAAGCCAUGUAGGAAUCAUCGAAGAUAUUACAUGGCGAAAGGAGGCUGAAGAAUCGUUAAGAUUGAGUGAGGAGCGCUUUGCUCUUGCUGUUCGUGGUUCUAACGAUGGCUUGUGGGAUUGGGACAUCAGAACCAACAAGGUGUUCUACUCAGCGCGUUGCAAGAACAUGCUUGGUAUCGAGCAGAGUUGUGCAGACACGCUUGAUGUGCUUAUAAACAGGCUUCAUUCAAGCUAUCGAGAUUGUGUCCAGACCGCGCUCAAAGACUAUUUAGCCGCUCACAAAACAGUUGGGUCCCCUUUUCACAUCGAGACACCGAUUAGAACGAGCCAAGACAAGUACUGCUGGUUUCGGUUGAGAGGUCAAGCGCUUUGGGAUGAACAAGGAAAUCCACUUCGAAUGGCUGGCUCAUUAAGUGACAUCACGGAAAGAAUCCGAUGGGAAGAGGAGCAGGAGAGGCUAAUAGCAAAUCUGGCCGAAGCUCGAGACAAGGCGGAAUCUGCUGCCAAAGCCAGAUCAGAGUUUCUAGCUGUGAUGAGCCACGAAAUCCGUACGCCGCUCAAUGGUGUGAUAGGGAUGGCCUCUGUUCUACUGGACACUGAUCCAACUCCGGAUCAGGAAGAAUGCCUGGAAACCAUUAGAACUUCCGGGGAGUGCUUACUUUCGAUAAUAAACGACAUUCUGGACUUCUCGAAAAUCGAUGCUGGGAAGCUGACAAUUGCGCCAGUCCCGUGCAACCUUCGCAGUCUUGUAGAAGAUGUUGGAAGCAUGUUGGCACUUCGUGUGGAACCCAAGGGGGUGGAGCUCGUAGUCCAUUAUGACUCUCCUUUCUUUGCCGUCUCAGUGGACACAAUACGAUUGCGUCAGGUUCUUAUAAACCUCAUCGGAAAUUCUUGUAAGUUCACGCACGCGGGACACAUUCUCGUUAAUGUGAGUUUGCUGUGUAAGAGUUGCCAGAAGCAACUCAAGGCCACGGAUUUCUGGGAAUGUCGGAGUUGCAGCAAGGAUGUUAACUCCUUUAAGCAGGGACGUGAACUUGACAGCGAUGCAAAACAUGUCAAGCCGGUGGAAUACUUCAAGUUUUCAAUAUCUGAUUCUGGCAUCGGAAUCGCGGAGGACAAGCUGGGGCUGUUGUUUGAGAAGUUUUCUCAGUGUGAUCAGCUGACGAGCAACAUGUAUGGUGGGACGGGCUUGGGCUUGGCCGUGUCAAAGAGCCUGGUCGAGCUCAUGGGUGGUGAGAUUGUUGUGGAAAGUCGUGAAGGUGUUGGAUCGACUUUCUCUUUUAGUAUACCUUUGGAGAUUGAUGUUGUCUCUGAGAAGAACCGGCAUCAAGUUCCACUUCUUUAUAGUAGCAGAUUCCAAGCACGGCCUAGAAUUCUGGUCAUCGACAAUCACAAGAUCACCAGGCAAGUCAUGUGUGAGCAGAUUGAGAGCUGGGGGAUUGAAUGCCAGUGUUCCGGAGAUGUUGCCAGUGCGCUCAAACUGCUUGCGAAUCGAUUCCAUGUUGCUGUGGUUGAUAACGUCCUCGUCGAGACGUUUCAAAAGAAACUCCAGAUCAAAAGAAUCGCGGAGGAGUUUCCAGGCACGAAGUUUAUACUUCUCAAGCCCGUAGGACACCGGGUAAAUGCUCAAGAGGCGUAUGGAUUCAGCUGUACCCUCAGCAGGCCGCUGCGACAGUCGACGCUCAAAGAUGCACUCCUCAAGACCUUUAAUCUUCUCGGCUUUAAAAGCUUCGAAGAAGCCUCACGUAACUUCCUUGUUCUCUUGAUAUUCUCACAAGCAAAAUCUUCUACUCCAGGGCCUGCGUUGGCGAGCAGUAACAGAUCCAAGGCCGGGGACAAGGCUCAAACCAGAAGACACCCCAAAGUCCUUGUUGUCGAAGACAACAAGGUGAACCAAAUGGUGGCGAUCCGGCUGCUCAACAAUCUCGGCUGCACCGUCGACGUCGCUUGCAAUGGCCAGGAGGCAGUGUCGAUCGUGGACAAGCCAGUUGAGUAUGAUCUCAUCUUCAUGGACUGCCAUAUGCCGGUUCUCGAUGGCUUCCAAGCGUCUCGCUUGAUCCGAUCGAAGCAGAAGCUCACUCCAAUCGUCGCAUUGACGGCAGCCACCAUGGAAAGCGAGCUAGAAAAGUGUCUGGAGUGUGGCAUGGACGACUACGUACGGAAGCCCUGUACGAAACAGGAGCUCCAAAGAGUGCUCCACAAAUGGCUAGACUGGAAGGACGAGGUUUAAGAGUGAUUGGGGUGGGUAUUUAUUUAGAGGAA
Molecule: messenger RNA, 3297 nt
Organism: Selaginella moellendorffii
Lineage: Eukaryota; Viridiplantae; Streptophyta; Lycopodiopsida; Selaginellales; Selaginellaceae
Product: hybrid signal transduction histidine kinase F
Exons: 15
Coding region: 740-3265 (841 amino acids)
Biological process (GO): phosphorylation; phosphorelay signal transduction system
Molecular function (GO): protein binding; phosphorelay sensor kinase activity
Source: RefSeq, a predicted model, not a curated record